Molecule: messenger RNA, 1178 nt
Organism: Musa acuminata subsp. malaccensis (wild Malaysian banana)
Lineage: Eukaryota; Viridiplantae; Streptophyta; Magnoliopsida; Zingiberales; Musaceae
Product: remorin 4.1
Source: RefSeq, a predicted model, not a curated record
UUUAGUACCAUCGCUGCAGGAAGCAUGCAGUUGGUUGAUUCGACGCCAUAAAUCAACGGCUACACUGGUCGUCUCCCAACAAAGAGGCUACGGGAAUCUAAUGGAUCCUGACUUGGACAUGUUGAAUGAUCAUAGGCACCGCGCUUCCGCUGCUGCUCCUGCUCCUGCUGCUGCUGCUGAGCAUGAAGAAGGCCCCAGCGACAGCGCCGAAUUCCGCGACAUCCACGCGUUAACACCCCCUUCCCACCCCAGCCGCGGCCGCCGGAGAGAGCUCUGGGAGGGCGGCAGCCACCGAUCAUCCUCCCUCUCCAUAGGGAGCGACGCCGCCAGCGAGGGCUUCACGACCAUGAGCAGGGAGUUCAACGCCAUGGUCGUUGCCGGUUCCACCAUGCCGAACGACGGUGGUAACGGCGGCAACGUCGACGACGGGCCUCAGAACCAGCUCGCUAGGAUCGGGGAAGACGAGCUGGAGGAGACUAACCCGCUGGCUAUCGUCCCCGACAACAACCCCUUCCCGUCACCCCGUCGCCCUCCGCCUGAGAUCGACUCUGCCGCCUCCAGUUCGGCCGACGAGGUCCGGGUGCAUCUGGUGAAGAAGGAAGAGGUGGAGUCGAAGAUAUCGGCGUGGCAGACCGCGGAGGUCGCCAAGAUCAACAACCGCUUCAAGCGCGAGGAGGCGAUCAUCAACGGGUGGGAGAGCGAGCAGGUCGAGAAAGCCACGGCUCGGUUGAAGAAGAUCGAGAGGAAACUGGAUGAGCAGCGGGCGAGGGCAAUGGAGAAGAUGCAGAACGAUGUGGCAAAAGCGCACCAGAAGGCGGCGGAGAAGCGGGCGUCGGCGGAGGCCAAGAGGGGAACCAAGGUCGCCAAGGCAUUUGAACUGGGCAACUUUUUGAGAGCUGUGGGAAGAGCUCCAUCCAAACGCUCCUUCUUCUAGUUCUGAUCACAUCGCAGCACUGUUUCUCCCUUAUCCUCCUCAUGUUUGGCAUUGGAUCGUAAGCUUUGAAGACUUCCAGAUGGAGACUGUUCCAGUUCUGUACAUGAACUUGUUGCCUUCAAAUAGGUAAACGGAGUGAGAAUUGAAGUCUAGAGGCUGAUUUGUGCGUUGUAACAUAAAGUCAUAUACUCAUGCAGCUUAAAUGAGAUCGUUGUUGGUCAAGUUUCUUCGUCAGAUAUCUGAA